AGACGCAAGAGAAAAAAGAAAAAAAUAAAAAACGAAAAAAAUACAGCCGCCGCUAAACUCUUAGGAGAAGAAAAUCGCUGUCUUUCAGGAUUUCAUCAUUACAAGCCCAUUCGAUUAAUAACUGCUUAGCCUUAGACGAAACAGCCUCUGAGGAAUUGGAAGAGUCUUCUUCCCAUCGAAAUCGAUACCAGCCACGCUCGAUUCAGAAACAAAAGAAAAGCUUUCAGAUCACUGCGAAGAGAAAAAGAAAACGAGAGAUAGAGAGAAAAAAACUCUCCAUCAAUCGAAAAAUCUCAUCUUUUCGAUCAAAGAGAGAGUUUUCAUCUAAUUAGAUGGAUUUCAAACUCGGCCGUAUAAAUCUCAAUGCUGUCGCUCAGGGAGUUGGUGGGCUAGUUUUCGGGAACGAGAAUUCUGUGUCCAGUGAAGAUAGCUAUGUUGAACGAUUGCUCGACCGCAUAAGCAACGGAGUUCUAGCAGAUGAUAGGCGUGCUGCCAUGACUGAGCUUCAGUCCAUUGUAGCAGAAAGUCGUUCGGCUCAGCUAGCACUUGGGGCUAUGGGUUUACCAGUUCUUUUGUCCGUCUUAAGGGAAGAGCGUGAUGAUGUGGAGAUGGUUAGAGGUGCAUUGGAAACACUUGUAAGCGCCUUGACUCCUAUUGAUCCUGCACAUGGACCGAAGAAUGAGGUUCAACCAUCUUUAAUGAACUCCGAUUUGCUUUCUAGAGAGACAGAAAGCAUUUCUCUUCUUCUAAGUUUGUUGUCAGAAGAUGACUUCUAUGUCCGAUACUAUACAAUUCAACUUUUAACAGCUCUUCUUACAAAUUCUCCAAACAGGUUGCAAGAAGCAAUUCUUACUAUUCCCCGUGGAAUAACUCGGCUUAUGGAUAUGCUUAUGGAUCGUGAGGUUAUACGAAAUGAAGCCUUGUUGCUUCUUACUUACCUGACUCGUGAAGCCGAGGAGAUUCAAAAGAUUGUGGUGUUUGAGGGUGCUUUUGAGAAGAUCUUUAGCAUUAUUAAAGAGGAAGGAGGUUCGGAAGGUGGUGUCGUUGUACAGGAUUGUCUUGAAUUACUGAACAAUCUUCUCCGUAACAAUGCAUCUGACCAGAUUUUACUGAAGGAAACUGUGGGAUUUGAGCCGUUAAUUUCAAUCCUGAAGCUACGGAAAGGUAGUGCCUACAGUUUCACCCAGCAAAAGACAGUAAAUCUGCUCAGCGCGUUAGACACCAUUGCAUUGCUAUUGACGGGAAAUCCAGAGAUCGAACCUGGAAAAGAUGCCAACAGGCUAUCUAACCAAACAGCCUUGGCUCAGAAGAAGAUCUUGGACCAUCUACUUAUGUUGGGAGUUGAGAGCAAAUGGGCUGCUGUUGCUGUUCGCUGUUCGGCACUUCAAUGCAUUGGCAAAUUGGUUGUCCGACAUCCUCAGAAUCUUGACACCCUUGCAAGUAAAGUGGUUGGAGAGGAGCCGCAAGUUGUACCUGCCUUGAACUCCAUUCUACGUAUUGUUUUGCGGACCUCAAGUUUGCAAGAAUUCAUAGCAGCUGAUUAUGUUUUCAAGUGCUUUUGCGAGAAAAAUAAAGAAGGCCAAGAACUAUUGGCAUCUACAAUGACUCCUCAGCCACUUUCAGUUUCUCAUGCUAAACAUGAGGAGGAUGUUAACAUACCAUUUGGAAGCAUGCUGUUGAGUGGUCUUAUUUUGAAUGAGACUGAUGGAGAUCUUGAGACUUGUUGCAGAGCUGCUAGCAUUCUUUCUCAUAUACUCAAGGACAAUAUCCAGUGCAAGGAACGGGCUCUACGAGUUGAGCUUGAGGCUCCAGUGCCAUCCUUAGGUGCCCCAGAGCCACUCAUGCACCGGGUCAUGAAGUACUUGGCCCUUGCCUCUUCAUCAAAAAAUAAAGGCAGUGACCAGGAAGGAACAUCAGUUGGGGAUUUAUAUAUCCAACCCAUCAUCAUGCGACUGCUGGUCACAUGGAUGGCAGAAUGUCCAAAUGCAGUUAAUUCCUUUUUAGACUCACCAGCGCACCUCCCAUAUCUCCUAGAGCUAGUGUCAAGCCCAAGUGCAAGUGCAUAUGUGCGGGGGUUGGCAGCUGUUCUGUUGGGAGAGUGUGUUCUUUACAACAGCAGAUCCAGUGAUGAUGGUAGAGAUGCUUUCAACGUUGUUGACACCAUAAGCCAGAAGAUCGGCCUUACAUCAUACUUCUCAAGAUUCAAUGAGAUGCAGAAGAGUAUUACUUUCGUCUCUGCAACAUCAGGCCAGAAUCACAAGCCGCUGACAAGAUCUAACACUGCUAGCAUGACAGAUGCUGAAGACACUGCCGAGAAUGACAGAAUCAAUCAGAAGCAAGAUCAUCCGAUUCUUGCAUCAGUUUUUGACAUGCACUUUGUCAGUUUUGUUAAAAAGCUGGAGGUGGAUAUCAGAGAAAACAUUGUAGAUGUCUUCAGUCGUCCGAAGAACACAGUUGCGGUGGUCCCAGCGGAGUUGGAGCAGAAGGGUGGGGAGAGUGAUGGGGAUUAUAUAAAGCGGCUGAAGUCAUUUGUGGAGAAGCAGUGCACUGAGAUGCAGGACCUUCUUGGGCGAAAUGCAUCAUUGGCUGAGGAAGUGGCCAAGACAGGUGGAGGCAGCGGUUCCACUUCCGAUCAGAAAACGAAUGGUGGCCGAGAAAGAGUCCAGACUGAGACCCUGCGCCGAGACCUUCAAGAAGCGAUGCAACGCGUAGAGACUCUAAAGUCCGAGAAAGCCAAGGUUGAAGCUGAUGCAUCCAUGUACCGGAAUUUAGCUGGGAAGAUCGAGUCCGACCUGAAGAGCCUAUCUGAUGCCUAUAACAGCCUAGAGCAGGCCAAUUUCCAUUUGGACUCGGAGGUGAAGGCAUUGAGAAAGGGAGGCAAUGGGCCACUUCCGGACUUGGAAGCAAUCAGGGCAGAGGCGAGGGAAGAAGCUCAGAAGGACAGCGAGGCUGAGCUGAAUGAUCUGCUUGUAUGUUUGGGGCAAGAGCAGAGUAAAGUGGAGAAGCUGAGUGCAAGGCUGGUGGAAUUAGGCGAGGAUGUUGACUCUCUCCUUGAAGGGAUCGGGGACGAUGCCGGACUACCGGAAGAAGGUGAAGAUGAGGAGGAAGACUGAAGCUUGUGUUUCUCUUGUCAGAUUUCUGCUCAUCGUGUCUGUUCGGGUUGCAUGGGCCCCAACACCGAUUGUAUUUUGCCUUGUGGAAGACACUUCACAUUGUUUAUUUCAAUGUAUUACAAUCAUCAGUCCUUGGAAUUUAGCUGUUUGGAUGUGUUCUUUCUAGCUAUGAGGGUUGAAGAACCAAUAAACCAUUUACUUGAAAAUGAUUAGAGGAUGAAAGCUUAGUCUGCA
Magnolia sinica is the source of this 3347-nucleotide messenger RNA. Its product is annotated as golgin candidate 6. NCBI's taxonomy places the organism in Eukaryota, Viridiplantae, Streptophyta, Magnoliopsida, Magnoliales, Magnoliaceae. Gene Ontology annotation, cellular component: Golgi stack; Golgi membrane; cytoplasm. The transcript is spliced from 19 exons. The coding region runs from base 333 to 3113 and encodes 926 amino acids. The record is from RefSeq and is a predicted model, not a curated record. Gene Ontology annotation, biological process: intracellular protein transport; transcytosis; vesicle fusion with Golgi apparatus.